Apis mellifera (honey bee) is the source of this 1140-nucleotide messenger RNA. RefSeq names its product mitochondrial 2-oxodicarboxylate carrier-like. The record is from RefSeq and is a predicted model, not a curated record. Gene Ontology annotation, biological process: transmembrane transport. Lineage: Eukaryota; Metazoa; Arthropoda; Insecta; Hymenoptera; Apidae. The coding region runs from base 204 to 1112 and encodes 302 amino acids. The transcript is spliced from 7 exons.
GACAUUGCAAUCAUUACUAUUUAGUGCUAUUACAUAGUAAUAAUAAAAUGGCGGCGAUAAUAAUUCAAGGUUACAAAUAUAAUUUUUGAAGAAACAUAAAAUAUUACAAAGGAAUUAUAUAAAAUUAAAAGAAAAUAUGUUUUUUCUUUUAUAAAAAAAACUAAGAAAAUUAAUUAACUAAAUAUCUAUUAAGAAAGACUGAAAUGGCUCAUAUAGAAAUUACGCAUAAACCAAGCCUUUUGAAAGAGGCUAUUAUUCAAAUUGGUGCAGGAGGUUCUGCAGGUUUUGUGGAAGCUUGUAUAAUGCAUCCUAUGGAUCUUAUUAAAACACGUUUUCAACUGCAAAUUAAGACAGAAUCGCAAGAUGUGCUUUAUUAUACAGGAAUUAGAGAUUGUAUGAAAAAAAUGUAUAAAAAUGAAGGAGUUGCUGCAUUUUGGAAAGGUAUAUUACCACCAAUUAUCAUGGAAACUCCUAAAAGAGCUGUAAAAUUUUUCUCCUUUGAACAGUAUAAGAAAUUCUUUAAUAAUCACACAUCAAAAACAAUGACAUUUUUUUGUGCUGGAUUCUUAACUGGUGUAACAGAAGCAAUUUUAAUAAAUCCAUUUGAAGUAAUUAAGGUGCAAAUGCAAUCUAAUCGUAAACACAUUAGUGAUAGUCCAUCAACUAUUGCUGUAACUCGACAUAUUCUUUGCAAACAAGGUUUUGGACUAAAUGGUCUUAAUAAAGGUUUAUCUGCUACAAUAAUGAGAAAUGCGAUUUUUAAUUCUUUCUAUUUUGGUAUCUAUAAUUCCAUCAUUCCUUGGUUAAAUAACAAAACCGAGUAUACUUCAGAAUUAUUUCUUAAGUUUACUGUAGGUUUUAUAUCUGGAACAGUGGCAUCCUGUAUGAAUAUACCAUUUGAUGUUGCUAAAAGUCGUAUCCAAGGUCCACAGGAAAAAAUUCAAUAUAAGGGUACUUUGCAAACUAUUUAUUUAGUUUAUCAUAGAGAAGGAUUUAGAGCUUUGUAUAAAGGAUUGUUACCAAAAAUCUUACGAUUAGGACCAGGUGGUGCAAUUAUGCUUAUAGUUUAUGAAAAAAUGAAAAUAUAUUUAAAUAUGGAGUUUGGCAACUAAGUAAAAUUCUAGAUUAGUACAAUCUGAA